Camellia sinensis is the source of this 816-nucleotide messenger RNA. NCBI's taxonomy places the organism in Eukaryota, Viridiplantae, Streptophyta, Magnoliopsida, Ericales, Theaceae. The record is from RefSeq and is a predicted model, not a curated record.
AUGGAGUCAGAUGUCUUCCAUCAUGUGAAAAGGUGCCAAACUUGUCAGAAACAUAGAAACUUGAUCCAUGCACCGGCUGUAGAUCUACAUAGCAUUCGAACAUCAUGGCCAUUUCAUACCUGGGCUUUUGACCUUAUAAAUGGAUAUAAACGGAUCCUUGCAGCCACGGAGCUGAGCACAAAAUGGGUCAAGGCAAUCCCUUUGAAGAAUACUACUGGGCCCGCAGUUGCAAACUUUAUCAAGGAAAUUAUUAUUUACAGGUUCGGAGUACCCCACACCAUCCUUUGGAACAAUGGCACGCCCUUCAUAAACAAGCAUGUGAAGAGUCUCCUAGAGACUUACCAACUGAUAGUAGCCCUAUGGGCAUAUCGCACCUCAAAGAAGAAUCCAACUCAAGCAACUUCUUACUCCCUUGUGUAUGGGUCUAAGGUAAUGUUACCUAUAGAGUUGGAGACACCAUCUACACGGAUGGCUCUCGCCUCGGGAAUGGUACUUGAGCCUCGAACCACCAAACUAGAGGCAUUAAAAGAAAAUCAAGAUAGAGCCACAAAAGUCAUGGAAAUGUAUCAUGAGUCCAUCUCCCGAGCCUAUAAUCAGACUAUGGUGCCAAGAAAGUUCGAAGAGGGUGAUCUAAUAUGGAAGAUUGUAGGCCCAAUCAUGCAAGGACAACCCCUACCCAAGUUUUCUCCAAAAGGGAAAGGGACCUACAAGGUGGUUCAAGCAAGCUCAAGUGGGUAUUACAGGCUCAUAAGGGCUGAAGAUGGCUUCCGAACAGGCCCGUUCAAUGCAAAGUUCAUCAGGCGUUACUAUCCAUAA